AUGAAGAUGCAAAUUUUCCUUAGCGUGUGCCUGGCAGCGUUGCUGGUAUCCACGGCUGCCGAUCCUGCUGCAGAUCCGAAAAAGCCACAGAAACGAGCCGUACUCGGAGGCUACGGUCUUGGUGGUUCUGGCCUCAGUGGUUACGGUCUUGGAGGUUAUGGCCUCGGUGGAUACGGUCUUGGAGGGUAUGGCCUCGGUGGUUAUGGUCUCGGUGGACUGGGAGGAUCGGUGGGUCCAGCAAUUGCGGGCCCUUCGUUAGGAGGUUCAGUAAUUGCAGGUCCAUCUUUCGCGGGUGCAGCUGUUGGCCCCGCAUACGCACCAUCGUUUGCAGCUCCAGCCGUCAAUCUAGCUCCGACAAUCACCAGAAAUAUCCACACCCAUUCGACGAUUUCUCAGCCCGUUCCGGUUGCAGUUCCAACACCGGUAGCCGUUCCAGUUACUCGACACGUUGCCGUGCCAGUUCAGGUGCCAGUUCCCGUUCCAGUCGAUAGGCCCGUGCCGCAUCCAGUUGCAGUGCCGGUUCAUGUGCCGAGACCCUAUCCAGUUCACGUACCAGUGGAUCGACCAGUGGCCGUUCCGGUACCACAGCCGUAUCCAGUUACUGUUACCAGACACGUCCCGGUGUCGGUGCCGCAACCCAUUCCAGUUCCUCAGCCGUACCCAGUACCUUCCCCGGUACCGGUACCACAACCGUAUCCCGUUCCAGUGCAGGCCCCUGCACCAGCCAUCGCCAUUGCUCCAUCCUAUGCAUCAGCUCCGAUUCUGCCAUCCUACGGACCCUCGUUUGCCGCCGCUCCCUCGUUUGCCACCGGACCCUCAUUUGCUGCCGGUCCCUCGUUUGCCGCCGGUCCCUCGUUUGCCGCCGGUCCCUCCUUGGGUCCCAUCGUUGGCGGUGGUGGUCUCAUCGGCGGAGGCAUCAUCUCCGGUGGCGUGCUGAGUGGGGGUCCAAUCAUCAGCAGCGGUCACCACCACUAUGGCCAUUCUCACUACGGACACCUGGGUGGACUGAAGAAGAUCUUCGGAUAG
Ochlerotatus camptorhynchus is the source of this 1026-nucleotide messenger RNA. Its product is annotated as tetra-peptide repeat homeobox protein 1-like. The coding region runs from base 1 to 1026 and encodes 341 amino acids. The record is from RefSeq and is a predicted model, not a curated record. The transcript has 3 exons. NCBI's taxonomy places the organism in Eukaryota, Metazoa, Arthropoda, Insecta, Diptera, Culicidae.